Molecule: messenger RNA, 1185 nt
Organism: Rhodotorula toruloides NP11
Lineage: Eukaryota; Fungi; Basidiomycota; Microbotryomycetes; Sporidiobolales; Sporidiobolaceae
Product: actin binding protein
Exons: 8
Coding region: 1-1185 (394 amino acids)
Biological process (GO): Arp2/3 complex-mediated actin nucleation
Cellular component (GO): actin cortical patch; Arp2/3 protein complex
Molecular function (GO): actin filament binding
Source: RefSeq, a predicted model, not a curated record
AUGGCCGAAUACGACACGCCUCUCGUCGUUGACAACGGUACCGGGUUUGUCAAGUGCGGUUAUGCCGGCUCCAACUUCCCGGCACACACCUUCCCCUCCAUCAUCGGUCGACCCAUCCUGCGCGCCGAAGAGCGGGGCCAGAACACCGAGAUGUCCGCGAUUCAGGACAUCAUGGUCGGCGACCUCGCGUCCGAGUACCGCUCGUACCUGCAGCUCUCGCAGCCGAUGGAGCACGGAAUAGUCAAAAACUGGGAUGACAUGAAGAUCUUGUGGGACUACACGUUCCGCGAGAAGCUCAAGGUCGACACGCGCGACCGCAAGAUCCUCCUAACCGAGCCGCCGAUGAACCCGCUCAAGAACAGGGAGAAGAUGGCGGAGGUCAUGUUCGAGGACUACCAGUUUGGCGGGAUCUAUGUCGCGAUUCAGGCCGUCUUGACGCUCUACGCGCAGGGCCUUCAGUCUGGCGUCGUCGUCGACUCGGGAGACGGCGUCACUCACAUCGUCCCAGUCUACGAAGGAUUCGCCCUCCCUCACCUCACGAAGCGUCUCGACGUCGCCGGCCGCGACGUCACCCGCUACCUCAUCAAGCUUCUCCUCAUGCGCGGAUAUGCGUUCAACCGCACGGCGGACUUUGAGACCGUCAGGCAGAUCAAGGAGAAGUUGUGCUACACAAGCUACGAUCUCGACCUCGACAAGCGACUAAGCGAGGAGACGACCGUCCUCGUCGAGAACUACGAGCUCCCCGACGGACGCGUCAUCAAGGUCGGCUCGGAGCGGUUCGAGGCGCCCGAGUGCAUGUUCCAGCCCCACCUCGUCGACGUUGAGCAGCCGGGUGUUGCCGAGAUGCUCUUCAACACGGUCCAAGCGGCGCCGGUUGACAUCCGCGGCGAGCUGUACAAGCACAUCGUCCUCUCGGGCGGCUCGUCGAUGUACCCGGGCCUGCCGUCGCGCCUCGAGAAGGAGAUGAAGCAGCUGUACUUCUCGCGGGUGCUGCACAACAACCCCGAGAGGCUCGACAAGUUCAAGAUCCGCAUCGAGGAUCCGCCUCGGCGCAAGCACAUGGUCUACCUCGGCGGGGCGGUACUUGCUGACAUCAUGAAGGACCAGGAGUCAUUUUGGGUGUCGCGGGCUGAGUGGGAGGAAGAGGGCCCGCGCUCCCUGGCGAAGCUCGGGGCUCGGGAAUGA